This is a messenger RNA of Orycteropus afer afer, 3223 nucleotides long. Lineage: Eukaryota; Metazoa; Chordata; Mammalia; Tubulidentata; Orycteropodidae. The record is from RefSeq and is a predicted model, not a curated record.
CCGGGUGAGACCAAUCGGGCGCCAUCUUGUCUUGUUCGUGAAGAAGUAGAAGCAUCGAACGGAUUGAAGUAGGUAUUGCAGGAACGGUGGCAACAGCGGUGUUCUGCAACUGGAGUAGGACAUAAAUAAUUUUGCUGCUAUGCUUCCAAGCUGUAUUCUGAAUCCACUUAAGUUUUAAACAAGGUAAACCUGAGAUAGAAAAUAGAGUAUAUUUAAAGAGUCAGGAUGUGGGAUCAAGGAGGACAACCUUGGCAACAGUGGCCCUUGAACCAACAACAGUGGAUGCAGUCAUUCCAGCAUCAACAGGAUCCAAGCCAGAUUGACUGGGCUGCUUUGGCUCAAGCUUGGAUUGCCCAAAGAGAAGCUUCAGGACAACAAAAUAUGGUAGAACAACCACCAGGAAUGAUACCAAAUGGACAAGAUAUGUCUACGAUGGAAUCUGGUCCAAACAAUCAUGGAAAUUUUCAAGGGGAUUCGAACUUUAACAGAAUGUGGCAACCAGAAUGGGGAAUGCAUCAGCAGCCCCCACACCCCCCUCCAGAUCAACCAUGGAUGCCACCAACACCAGGCCCAAUGGACAUUGUUCCUCCUUCUGAAGACAGCAACAGUCAGGACAGUGGGGAAUUUGCCCCUGACAACAGGCAUAUAUUUAACCAGAACAAUCACAACUUUGGUGGACCACCCGAUAAUUUUGCAGUGGGGCCAGUGAACCAGUUUGACUAUCAGCAUGGGGCUGCUUUUGGUCCACCGCAAGGUGGAUUUCAUCCUCCUUAUUGGCAACCAGGACCUCCAGGACCUCCGGCACCUCCCCAGAAUCGAAGAGAAAGGCCAUCAUCAUUCAGGGAUCGACAGCGUUCACCUAUUGCACUUCCUGUGAAGCAGGAGCCUCCACAAAUUGAUGCAGUAAAACGCAGGACUCUUCCAGCUUGGAUUCGUGAAGGUCUUGAAAAAAUGGAACGUGAAAAGCAGAAGAAGUUGGAAAAGGAAAGAAUGGAACAACAACGUUCACAAUUAUCUAAAAAAGAAAAGAAAGCCACAGAAGAUGCUGAAGGAGGAGAUGGCCCUCGUUUACCUCAAAGAAGUAAAUUUGAUAGUGAUGAGGAAGAUGAAGACACGGAAAAUGUUGAGGCUGUAAGUAGUGGAAAAGUCACCAGAAGUCCAUCUCCAGUUCCUCAAGAAGACCAAAGUGAACCAGAGAUGACUGAAGAAGAGAAAGAGUAUCAAAUGAUGUUGUUGACAAAAAUGCUUCUGACUGAAAUUCUAUUGGACGUGACAGAUGAAGAAAUUUAUUAUGUAGCCAAAGAUGCACACCGGAAAGCAACGAAAGCUCCUGCAAAACAGCUGGCACAGUCCAGUGCACUGGCUUCCCUCACUGGACUAGGUGGACUGGGUGGUUAUGGAUCAGGAGACAGUGAAGAUGAGAGGAGCUACAGAGGCUCUGAGUCAUCUGACACUGAUGAUGAAGAAUUACGGCAUCGGAUCCGGCAAAAACAGGAAGCAUUUUGGAGAAAAGAAAAAGAACAGCAGCUGUUACAUGAUAAACAGAUGGAAGAAGAAAAGCAGCAAACAGAAAGGGUUACAAAAGAGAUGAAUGAAUUUAUCCAUAAAGAGCAAAAUAGUUUUCUACUAGAAGCAAGAGAAGCAGACGGUGAUGUGGUUAAUGAAAAGAAAAGAAUUAUAAGUGAAACUACAUCAGCUUUAGAACCAAAAAAAGAGCAUAAAGAGAAAGAGAAACAAGGAAGGAGUAGAUCAGGAAGUUCUAGUAGUGGUAGUUCUAGUAGCAAUAGUAGAAGUAGUAGUUCCAGUAGUACUGUCUCUAGUUCUUCAUACAGUUCUAGCUCAGGUAGUAGUCGUACCACUUCUCGGUCGUCUUCUCCUAAAAGGAAAAAGAGACACAGUAGAAGUAGAUCUCCAACAGUUAAAGCUAGACGUAGCAGGAGUAGAAGUUACUCUCGCAGAAUUAAAAUAGAGAGCAAUAGGGCUAGGGUAAAGAUUAGAGAUAGGAGAAGAUCUAAUAGAAAUAGCACUGAAAGAGAAAGACGAAGAAAUCGGAGUCCUUCCCGAGAGAGACGUAGAAGUAGAAGUCGCUCAAGAGAUAGGCGAACCAAUCGUUCCAGUCGAAGUAGGAGUCGAGAUAGGCGUAAAAUUGAUGAACAACGUGGAAAUCUUAGUGGGAGCAGUCAUAAGCAUAAAGGUGAGGCUAAAGAACAAGAGAGGAAAAAAGAGAGGAGUCGAAGUAUAGAUAAAGAUAGUAGGAAAAAGAAAGACAAAGAAAGGGAGCGUGAACAGGAUAAAAGAAAAGAGAAACAAAAAAGGGAAGAAAAAGAUUUUAAGUUUAGUAGUCAGGAUGAUAGAUUAAAAAGGAAACGAGAAAGUGAAAGAGUAUUCUCUAGGAGUGGUUCUAUAUCUGUUAAAAUCAUAAGACAUGAUUCUAGACAGGAUAGUAAGAAAAGUACUACCAAAGAUAGUAAAAAGCAUUCAGGCUCUGAUUCUAGUGGAAGGAGCAGUUCUGAAUCUCCAGGAAGUAGCAAAGAAAAGAAGGCUAAGAAGCCUAAACAUAGUCGAUCGCGAUCCAUGGAGAAAUCUCAAAGGUCUGGUAAGAAGGCAAGCCGCAAACACAAGUCUAAGUCCCGAUCAAGGUAGUAUACUUUUUAAAGUAUUUUGUCUGAUUUUUUAAAAAUAUGACUGAAUUGAUUCAAAGUUCAAAGUGUCCUUUCUCUCUCUCUCUUUAAUAACUCAGUUUGGUACUUGAUAAUUGAUCAUAGCCUUAAGUAAUUUUAGAAAUCCUAUACAUUAAUAUUUAUUUAAUAUUGUGGAUUCUUUAGUUUAAAAUACAUUUUUAUUUUUAAAUUUUGUCUUUUCCCUUUUUUUUUUCCAGAUCAACAACUCCUCCCCGUCGUAAACGCUGAGGAAUGAUGUGGCAAGAAUGCCAUGAUGUUGUUAAAAAAUUCCAUGAGUUUUAAGGGCUUGUCUCAUUAUAGAGGCACAUUGUGGCUGUGUAGGUGAAACCAGAAUCUUUUUUUUUUUUUUUUUUUUAAUCUGUAAAUAGGUGUACUUUUUCCAGAUGCUGCUCUGAGUUACUUUGUAUUACUUUUUUUUUUUUUUCCAAAAUUAGUGCAUAAUAAGACUAUAAACAUGACAUUCUCUUUCAGCUGUAAUGUUCUUAAAAUUAUUCUUGAAUGUACUGUGAUGUCAAUAAAGCUCUUUAGUUCAUUUUUGUUAA